This is a messenger RNA of Hyalella azteca, 1237 nucleotides long. RefSeq names its product cleavage and polyadenylation specificity factor subunit 5 (gene Cpsf5). The coding region runs from base 1 to 588 and encodes 195 amino acids. The transcript has 4 exons. Gene Ontology annotation, cellular component: mRNA cleavage factor complex. Gene Ontology annotation, molecular function: mRNA binding. Lineage: Eukaryota; Metazoa; Arthropoda; Malacostraca; Amphipoda; Hyalellidae. The record is from RefSeq and is a predicted model, not a curated record.
AUGAUUUUUUCAUUUCGCAGGUAUCCCCUAAAUAAUUACACAUUUGGCACCAAAGAUGCACUGUUUGAGAAAGACCCAAGUGUUCCCGCAAGGUUUGCACGGAUGCGAGAUGAAUUUGACAGGAUUGGUAUGAGGCGAAGUGUUGAAGCUGUGCUGCUUGUUCAUGAACAUGCCCUCCCUCAUGUCCUCCUACUUCAGCUCGGCACUACAUUUUUUAAAUUGCCAGGUGGGGAACUUGACACAGAUGAGGACGAGGUUGAGGGGCUGAAACGCCUGCUUGCAGAGACUUUAGGACGGCAGGAUGGAGUGAAGCAGGAGUGGAUUGUUGAAGACAUCAUCGGCAACUGGUGGCGUCCUAACUUCGAGCCUCCACAGUAUCCUUAUAUUCCUUCACACAUUACCAAGCCCAAGGAACAUAAAAAGCUCUACCUUGUUCAACUCGGAGAAAAAGCCGUGUUUGCUGUACCCAAGAACUACAAGCUUGUGGCAGCGCCUCUAUUUGAACUGUAUGACAACUCCCAGGGCUACGGACCAAUCAUCUCCUCCCUCCCUCAAGCUCUGUGCAGGUUCGACUUUACAUACAUGUAAUCAUGAGAUCUACACAUUCAUCAUCAUCGUCAUAUUGCCUCUUCAUCAUCACAACGAUCACUAUACUUGGAUUUGUCAGUCACUUUUACGAUAAAUGUUUUGGGAUGCCGUUGAAGGGAGCAGAUUUGUUUCUGCAUGAAUAAGUAGUGCUUAUUGCUGCCGAAGUCAAAGAAGGAACUUCGCUGUAGGCCACGCAGCUUGAUGCAACAAGCAUACAUUGUGCGCGCUGCUCACUAAGCUUUUCAUCUUACAUGCAAAUGUAACUGUUUCAUGAACUUUGUGCCAGACUAAAUUCGGCAGUGAAGUAUGCUUAGUUUGGUGAAAAAACAAUGGAUAAUUUGUUGCUUUAUUAUGGAGACGUGUAGCCUCGUGGCAUAAUUCCUCUGUCCCUGAGUCAAUACUUUAACUCGGUUGUACUUCAGAAAGCAAGCAUAUAAUUGAGUACUUGAUACAUUCAAAUUUGUCUAACGAUGUUUAAUACGUAGAGCCAGGCUAUUUUUAACCCAACUCGGACGACUAUUUCGGCUAUGUAAUAAUGGCUUUUGCAAAAGAAUUUCGAAAAUUAGUCUGAUUUUCAAGCCUCGUCUAUCAUUUAGUGAACAUCAUGUUUCGUAUUUAUCAUUAUCAUUUAAUUAUAAGUGAUUUUGAA